AACUGCCAUGCGUUUGAAUAUGGCGAGCAAGGAAGGACAUCCGGGUCAGUUGCUGGUUGGUAUGAAACUUCGCUCUCCUAAUAUAUUUCUAUAUUUCACGUGCGUACGCAGGAACAGAUGUUGGCGCAUUGUUCCUGCAGGAUUGACAGUGGACCUCCUUUGCGUACCCCCCUUCUUUUUUUAUUUUCCGUCUUUUGGUACCCCACUCUCUGUUUCCCCUUUUCCAAGGUUUGGCAAGACGACAGCAUCUGCAAAAAUGCUGUGCGACAAGGUGCAGUAGCUGCAGCAGAUAUUGUCCGAGACAGCUGCAUACUGCAAGACAAGAAAGCAUCACCUUCGUCGUUGAUGGCUGUUAACAGCAUUGGGCUCGCCCGACCCCAUGACAUGGCUUCUUAUGAUGGGAACCUGUCGCUCCGAGUGGUGGCGAUUCGCCGGGACACUGGCAGGGAUCCAUUUUCAAUGGAGCAUCUGGACAUCUGGACGCGGGGGAACUCGAUUCUCGAUUCGUUCUUUGUUGGCAGUCUCGACCGCCUCGCCCCCACCAAGACGUUGUUUCUCUCAGGAACAAUAGUGACAAGGUUGCCCGUCGUGCCUGCAGCCUACUCUCUUCUGCAGCACCGAGGCACGUCAGCACUCCCAUUGGACCGUGGAAGAAACAUCGGAAACAUCGCCCAUCUCUACUGCGGAGUACUGUGUAGCAAUGUUUCAUCCCUACCCUCCACACCUCGCUCGUUUCCCAAUCAGGAUGAGCCACAACGACCCUUGACGCCUUAUCUUGGCUCCCGUCUCUUCCACCAUCCCUUCUUUUCUUUUCUCGGAACCCUGUCCCGCCAUGUUGGUGGUGCCGUGGUGGGUAGCAACUAUCAGAUGCUUCUUGGCAGGGUCCUUCCAUCCUCGCCUGGACUCCUUCUGCCCAGCCAAAGAGCCCGGGCUACCUAUGCCAUUGUAUUUGUAUAUAUCAGUGUAAGCCUCGCGAGCUUCGCUGUUGGCCUGCCCUUCUCCUUUACCCUUCAUCCUGUAGCCCAAGCCUCGUUUCCCUUCUGUUCUCUUCGCACUACAUUCCUUUGAUUAUUAUUAUCCUGCCCGGUUUUGAACAGCCGCUUGACAUUCCUUUUCUGGAUAUAACCCUUUUUAACCCAUCCUCGACUCGACCUUGCUGGUUAAGGAGAUAGCUAGUCUA
Messenger RNA from Phialemonium atrogriseum, 1180 nucleotides. RefSeq lists its product as uncharacterized. The coding region runs from base 118 to 1068 and encodes 316 amino acids. NCBI's taxonomy places the organism in Eukaryota, Fungi, Ascomycota, Sordariomycetes, Cephalothecales, Cephalothecaceae. The record is from RefSeq and is a predicted model, not a curated record. The transcript has a single exon.